Messenger RNA from Pseudogymnoascus destructans, 1630 nucleotides. RefSeq lists its product as uncharacterized. Bases 157 to 1098 code for a protein of 313 amino acids. NCBI's taxonomy places the organism in Eukaryota, Fungi, Ascomycota, Leotiomycetes, Thelebolales, Thelebolaceae. Gene Ontology annotation, molecular function: RNA binding. Gene Ontology annotation, cellular component: spliceosomal complex. The record is from RefSeq and is a predicted model, not a curated record. The transcript is spliced from 5 exons. Gene Ontology annotation, biological process: positive regulation of mRNA splicing, via spliceosome.
UCCCAAACUCCAUCUCUCUUUCUUCUCUUUCUUUGAUCUUCAUCUACUCGAGGACGAGUCAACCCAUCGGAAACUUGGAUCAUAUCGAGUUUCUGUCUCUUUGAUAAUACUAAUACCUGCUACGCCAUCUCUUUCGUCAGCAACUUAAUAAUCAACAUGGCUUCCAUGGAUUAUGAGAACGAGAACGGCACUCGUGGAUACGAGGACGAGGCUCCUCGUUACGAGCAACGCGACCGUAGCGCCUCGCCACGCCCACGUCGCCAGGACAGCCCUCGCCGUCGAUCUGCCUCCCCAGGUGGCAACGGCCAGGUCGAUUCUCGACCACCAAGUGGCCCCAAGAAUGACCGCGGCGGACCUCCUCCCCAGGAUGAUGGCGCCGUCAACCCCGGAUCCAACCUUUUCGUCACCGGUAUCCACCCCCGUCUUUCCGAGGCCGAGGUCACUCGCCUGUUCGAGAAGUACGGUGAGGUCGAGAAGUGCCAGAUCAUGCUUGACCCCCACACCAAGGAGUCCCGUGGCUUCGGAUUCGUCAAGAUGGUCACUGCCGACCAGGCCGACGCUGCCAAGGAGGGCCUCCAGGGUGAAGUCAUCGAGGGCCGCACCUUGAGCAUCGAGAAGGCCAGGCGCUCCCGCCCACGCACCCCAACCCCCGGCAAGUACUUUGGUCCACCAAAGAGAGACGACCCUCGCGGCCCGCCACCUGGAAGAUGGGGCGACCGCUACGAUGACCGCCGCCGCGGUGGAUUCCGUGACGACCCUUACAGCUACCGUGGAUCCCGCGGUGAUGACCGUGGAGACCGCGGAUACGGACGCCGCGACCGUGACGACUACGCUCCCCGUGGAAUCGACCGUUAUGGAGGUGGUCGCGAUGACCGCUAUGGUGGACGUGAUGACCGCCGUGGCGGCGGUGGCGGAUACUCUGACCGCUACGACCGUGGCGACCGCGGUGAACGUGGUGGAGACCGCGAUGGUGGACGCUCAUCCCGUGAUGCAGCUCCGCCAGCCGCCUAUGGUGACCCAGCCCCUCGCGGAGAUGCUCGGGAGCCAUACGGAGGUAGAUACAACGAUGAUGAGAAAUACUCCCAUCGUGGCUAUUGAUCGCUAAUCCUUAUAGGUGCGGAGCGCCCUUCGCGUUAAACAACGACGAUCCCACUUAUCACAAGAGUCUUUGGAUCUGCGACUUUCAUUGAUGCGGGUGCACCUCCACCAGUUUUUCUUUACGGGUUUCGGCAUCAGAGAUUUAAGUGCGACGGAACGGAUGGGGAAAAGCAAUUUGUUAUAUCAGGGCGUGCUCGGCGGAUGGGGCAAAGCACGACUUCUCGCGUGACAGGUUGCUUUCGAUACUAUGGAUUCUUAAGGUUUCUUUUGUCUUUCAUCAAGGUGCCAUAGGGCAUGCGACUUUCGAUCGAACAGAUGGAUCUCAAACGCAUGGAACGCAGCCUUUAUAAUUGGUUCGCGUCUUGCCCUGGAUCACAGCACGUCUACUCUUCGAUGAGCAUGCACAGCACUUCUUGUACCACUAGCCAGCAGUUCGCUUUCGGCUCUGUCGUUUUCGGCAUAACUCCUGAGGUUUUCGACUCCGUCGUCAAUAGUCCCGCCUGAGAAAAAUCGAAGCAACUCAGCCUCAACC